This is a messenger RNA of Patella vulgata (common limpet), 1357 nucleotides long. RefSeq lists its product as uncharacterized. Gene Ontology annotation, molecular function: chitin binding. The coding region runs from base 20 to 1042 and encodes 340 amino acids. The record is from RefSeq and is a predicted model, not a curated record. NCBI's taxonomy places the organism in Eukaryota, Metazoa, Mollusca, Gastropoda, Patellidae. Gene Ontology annotation, cellular component: extracellular region. The transcript has 3 exons.
AUAUUUAAAGAGAAACAUUAUGAAUAGUGAAGCUACAAUUCUCUGGCUCCUCUUCCAUAUGCUACAAUGGGACAAUGUGGAACUUUUAAAAAAUACCUGCUCCAAAAUGGAAACUUACCCGCAAAUCAACGAACAAAGUAAGCUAAAUGUUGAAAGUUUUUUGGAGAUAAGUCCAUUACAAGUUUUACAAUGUGCACGAGAAUGUCAAUUAAGGUCGGCUUGUGUUUCGUUUAACUAUGAUAAACAAACUCGUCAAUGUUUUCUUAACACUCAAGGUAGUGCGGAUGUACCAUCGGGCCUUGAAGCUAAAAGAGGUUUUAUUCACAGUGAUAUACAAUCAUGGCCAAAGAAUCUAGCUGAAGGUUGCAUGAACCAUGAUUGUCCCGUUAACACAUUUUGUGAAAGUGAUUUAAAUAUUGGUGUUACCUGUGUCGAUGAAAGCUGGAUCAUGACCAGAGAUAAAGCUAAUGACACAACAACGAAUCAAAGAGACACAACAACGAGUCAAAGAGACACAACAACGAGUCAAGCAGAUACAACAACGAGUCAAGCAGAUACAACAACGAGCCAAGCGGAUACAACGAGUCAAGCAGAUACAACAACGAGCCAAGCAGAUACAACAACGAGUCAAGCAGAUACAACAACGAGCCAAGCAGAUACAACAACGAGUCAAAGAGACACAACGGCGAGCCAAGCAGAUACAACAACGAGUCAAUCAGAUACAACAACGAGUCAAGCAGAUACAACAACAGAAGGGGGAUUCAAACUAGUAACUAUGGAUGUGAAUGGUGUUAGUGUGACAAAACUGGAAGUGACGUCGACUUUAACGUCAGCAGAGAUUGAAAAUUUAAUAGUUACACACGGCGCAUGUCUACAGAGCUGUACCGGUAUACCUGGAGGUAACUACCAGUACUGUGGAGGAUGUACGAAAUACAUAAACUGUUCAAAUGGAGGUUUAUCUGAGCUACCUUGUGCUGCUUCUUUAUUUUGGGAUCAGAAGAUACGGGGAUGUGUCUUCGUUUCUUCUACAUGUUCAUAUUAAUGAACUAAGUUGCUUAUGGUUUGAAUACAUUAUUCCACGUGUUAACAUUUAUCUUUGAAGUAAGGGAGCUUAUGUUUGGGGUAGAUCUCUUUUUCAAAUAUACAGGUUCACCCCCUAAAAAAACAGAACCCAUAAAAGUUUUAUUAAAUCCCACAAAGCAGGAAACGUGCUGGAUUAAAACUUCAGUCUUUGUACGAUCAUUUUCCAAAGUUUCAGUUUUUUCGGUCACUAUAUAUUAAAGUCAUGUUCUUUAUAAAAUAUACUCCAAAUUUCAGGCGGGACUGAUCAUCAGGGGGCACCGCAUUAAUCGGACUC